AUGGAAGCUGCCGCAGAAACACAGAACGACCUGAUCAACCUACUCAACGAGAAAAACGUCGCUCUCACUNNGGAAACCAAGGCCGAAGCAGCUCAGAGUGCUGGUGCUGUCAACAAGAUCAUCGAAGAGAACCUUCAACUCAAGUCUGAAAAUGAGCGUCUUCAAGCCGAGAUCAAGGAACUCAGAAUCAAGCUGUUUGACGCAACUCAACAAGAACGCAAGAUGAAUGCUGGACGCCUGCACGAUGUUCUCAAGGUUCUUUGA
Messenger RNA from Aureobasidium musti, 264 nucleotides. The record is from the annotation of a GenBank genome assembly. NCBI's taxonomy places the organism in Eukaryota, Fungi, Ascomycota, Dothideomycetes, Dothideales, Saccotheciaceae.